AUGGGGCCGCUGUGCACGACGGGACUUGUAGACUCAAAGUCGAUAAAAUGGUGCCGGCUCCAGGCCCCGCCUCCAGUUCAUCCCAGUACAGCCCCAGUGCCNCUCCAGUCCCUCCCAGUGCAUCCCAGUGCCACUCCCAGUUCGUCCCAGUAUCCCCCAGUGCCACUCCAAUCCCUCCCAGUGCAUCCCAGUGCCACUCCCAGUUCGUCCCAGUAUCCCCCAGUGCCACUCCCAGUUCGUCCCAGUAUCCCCCAGUUCAUCCCAGUCCUUCCGCGGCCAAACCUCUGCCCCGCCCCCAUAGUUGAUCACGCCCUUUUCAUUGACCACGCCCAUUUUCCAUUGGCCACGCCCCCUCCAAGUUCUCCCCCUCCAUUUCCAGUUCUUGCGGCUGCUCUGGGAAGGGAUCAAAGGUCACGGAAUGGAGAGGAAACAGCUCCAGGCACUGGUGAUACUGGGAGAUGCCUCCAGUCCCUUCUAGUUAGUGUCCCCAGCUGUCCCAGUGUCCCUGUCCCUGUCCCAGACUGGUGUCACCUGCGCGUCGGUGGCCUCACGGUGGCUGCGGUGCUGAGCGUGCUGGGGGUCCUUGUCCUGCUCAGUGGGAAAUGCAAGUGCCAGAGCAAGGCCAGGAGCCUGAGCUGUCCACGGGUGUCCCCAGAUGUCCCUGACAGGUGACACCGGACAGGGGGGAAGGGGUGGCGUUGAUUUCCCUGAAAUGUCCCCAAAAUGUCCCCAGGAAAGGCAAUGAAUAAAAAAUGGGUGA
Molecule: messenger RNA, 760 nt
Organism: Lonchura striata (white-rumped munia)
Lineage: Eukaryota; Metazoa; Chordata; Aves; Passeriformes; Estrildidae
Source: RefSeq, a predicted model, not a curated record